AUGGUAUCAAGACUCUUCAAAGACUUUUCUCAUCAAUUCUUCUUCGGUAAAGAUAGUUGAGGAAGAUUAAAAGUAGCCCUGCAACAGCAGCAAUGGAGUCCAGAGUUCAUGUGUCCCUUCUCGUUGUCUUUCUCUUCGCUCUCGUCUCAGGAGGCUUGUCAAUUACCUUCACCUUAAAAAACAACUGUGGUUACACAGUCUGGCCAGGAACAUUAACAACAAUUACCAACGCCCAACUUUCUUCAACGGGCUUCCAGGUGCCCUCUGGAGCUUCAUAUUCCAUAGAUGCCUCAGCUGGAUGGUCCGGCAGGUUCUGGGCUCGAACUAAUUGCUCAUCUUCAAAUGGAAGUUUUAAAUGUGAAACCGCAGACUGUGGCUCCAGUAAGGUUGCAUGCAAUGGGGCAGGAGCGAUUCCACCGGCCACCUUGGCAGAAUUCACACUAGGCAGCCAGGAUUACUAUGAUAUCAGCCUUGUUGAUGGAUUUAACUUGCCUAUCUCCGUGACUCCACAAGGUGGAACUGGUAGCUGCCAAUCGGUGGAAUGUUCAGGCAAUGUGAACUCGGUUUGCCCGGCCGAGUUGAGUGUGGAUGGGUCUGAGAGAGAGAGAGAGAGAGAGAGAGAGAGAGAGAGAGAGAGAGAUCCAAUCCAACACGCUUUAUCAAAGACUUUCUCUCAUCCCCUUAUUAUUUCUUCAAAAGACUUUUCUCAGUAUUACUUCCUCGCUCAACAAAGAGUAGAUCUUUAUUUAUUUAUACGUACCUUAGUAGCUCCAUCUAUAAAUAGCCACCAUGAGAUAAGGAAGAUUAUAAACUAGCCCUUCAAACACAAGCAGCAGAAAUGGAGUCUAGAGUUCAUAUGUCCCUUCUCGUUGUCCUUCUCUUUGCACUUGUCUCAGGAGGCUUGUCAGUUACCUUCACGUUCAAAAAAAAGUGUGGGUAUACAGUCUGGCCAGGGACAUUAGCGGGAUCUAACAGUGCACAACUUUCUUCAACUGGUUUCGAAUUGGCCUCUGGAGCUUCAAAUUCAAUAAAAGCCUCUUCUGGAUGGUCCGGCAGGUUCUGGGGUCGAACAUAUUGCUCAUCUUCAACUGGAACUUUUAAAUGUCAAACCGCAGACUGUGGCUCCGGUAAAGUUGCAUGCAAUGGGGCAGGAGCGACUCCACCUGCCACCUUGGCAGAAUUCACUAUAGGGAGUAAUAGUUCAAACCAGGAAUACUAUGAUAUCAGCCUUGUUGAUGGAUUUAACUUGCCACUUUCGGUGACUCCACAAGGUGGAACUGGUAGUUGCCAAACAGUGGGAUGUUCAGCUAAUAUCAACUCGGUUUGCCCAUCCGUGUUGAGUGUGAAGGGGUCUGAUGGAAGUACGAUUGCUUGCAAAAGUGCGUGCGAUGCAUUUGGAAGUGCUCAGUAUUGUUGCACUGGUGCCUAUAAUACGUCUAAGACUUGCCCACCCACCAACUACUCCAAAAUCUUUAAGAACCCGUGUCCUCAAGCCUACAGCUAUGCAUAUGAUGAUCAGACAAGCACAUUCACAUGCACCGGUGCUAAUUACCUCAUCACCUUCUGCCCGGGAAAUAGUAGAGAGCAAUCUAUACCAUAUUGUUUGUCCGUGGGAUUUGCAUUUUAUAAUUAGGUAUAAUUCAUUCUCUCAUUUCUCUCCAUUAGAUUGUAAGCUUCCAUUUUAAUUGAUAAACGUAAGGGUAUGUUUUAGGAACAUAAAUACAUGAGGAAAUUGCAAUCCUAUUUAAUUUUUUAUUUUAUUUUUUGGUAAA
Molecule: messenger RNA, 1772 nt
Organism: Macadamia integrifolia
Lineage: Eukaryota; Viridiplantae; Streptophyta; Magnoliopsida; Proteales; Proteaceae
Product: thaumatin-like protein 1b
Exons: 3
Coding region: 839-1633 (264 amino acids)
Biological process (GO): defense response
Cellular component (GO): extracellular region
Source: RefSeq, a predicted model, not a curated record